AUGAACCUCAAGGGACGGGUAUGGUGCUGUUUAGCAGGUGCAGUGCUACUACUCGUGAUAUACAGAAACAGUCAACAACGACAUACUGGCAAACGCGACAACGUGAUAUCUGAUUGGUGGAUACAGCCCAACUACUAUAAAUUCGGAGACAGUGUUGAGCUAAUUGUCAAUAAAGUAGAGUCAGAUUUGACGCAAUUGCCGUUUGCGUAUUACGAUUUGCCUUUUACAUGUCCACCAACACAGUACAAAAAGCCAUUACAUCUCUCAUUAAAUGAAAUUAUCAGAGGGGAUCGCAAGUGGCAAAGUGACUAUAUUUUGAAGUUUGGAGAAGAUAACAGUUGUCAGACGUUAUGUUCACGAAAAACCACGGCUAAAGGAAUUCAAGAGGCCAAGAAGCUAGUAGAACAGGGUUAUGUUGUACAAUGGCUGAUAGAUGACGAGCUUCCAGCUGCAACAACAUUUAUUUCUACUAUUGAUGAAAAGAAAUAUUAUGCAUCAGGAUACCCACUAGGGUUUGUGGAUGAGAUUACAGGGAAGGCUUACUUGAAUAAUCAUGUUAUGCUGGUGAUAAGAUAUAAUCCAGUUGAUGCCGAUCGAUCUACUAUAGUCGGAUUUGAAGUCUAUCCUCGAUCUGUAAGUGAUUUUGGAUGUCCUGGGGCAUCUAAAGACCACAAACAUUAUGAACUCAUAGUACCUGAAGACAAGGAUGAUCUCACAUUUAUCCCUGUAACAUACUCGGUCUACUGGAGGGAGGAAUAUAAUGUGAACUGGGAAAAUAGAUGGAAUUUCUUUCUGAACAGUGGUGAACUAUCUGAAGAUUCGUCCAAAAAAUUCCAUUGGAUGAGCUUGGCAAAUUCUGUUGGAAUUUUACUGUUGAUAACAUUCACUACUGUCAUUAAUCUGAUAAAAGUUUUGAAAAAAGGUGACUCUGAGGCUGAUUUGAUGGAUAUCUCAUUAGACAAUAUUGAAAAUAAUGAUUCUAUCUAUAUAAUUGCGAAAGACUGGCUUUUGGAAACCGAUGGAUCAUCUCUCUGGGUUAAAAUUUUAACAAUCUUCACUGCCAUGGGUGUUCAAGUAUUUUUUACAAUAUUUGGCUCGUUGACAAUCAGUUGUUCACUGAACAAAUUGCAUAACAUACGGAAUUCUGUCUUCACAUUAGCUCUACUCUGUUUUGUGGCCGGAGCGUUCGCUGCUUCAUCGAUUGGUACCUGGUUGAAUUUGAGCCUUCAAGAAUUCUCGUCGACAAAUGAUAUUGGUUACAGGGGCGCAUCUCAUUACAAUACCAUUUUCGCAUUACUGUGUGGCUCAGCAUUACCAGGAUUAGUUAUGAUCAGUACUUUGAUAUUGAACUCUGUAAUCUGGGCAAAGGAUUCAACUCAUGCAUUACCAUUCGGCACUGUAGCACAAUUUAUCUCCAUAUAUUUCAUUAUCUGCAUUCCGUUGAGCUAUUUUGGAGGAAUCGCUACUACAAAAAUAUAUCGAUCAAACAAGCAGCGUUUUACAUUAAUUAAGAUGAGCCCAAUAAGAAUGGAAAAUCUGCUAAAACAAAAAAAACCCAUGAUAUACAAAAUGUCAGAAAGCGAUACAAAGCCGAUGAAGAGUCAGCUGAAGUCUUAUCUGGGAAUUAUAUUAUCGGGAGGUAUACCACCAUUCAUAGUAAUUUACGUUGAACUGCAGUACGUUUACAAAUCUCUUUGGCUGGAGAAAACGACAUUUUACUAUUUUUACGGAUUCUUGCUGGCUAAUAUUGCAUUGCUGUGCAUCUUGGUUUGUGAAAUUUCAUUAUUAGGAUGUUUCGUUUUCAUGAAACUGGCUAAAAGUAGCAAAAAACAUCAAAAAGAUAAUUGGAGGUGGAAAUGUUUCAUCACAGGUACUAGCUGUGCGUGGUAUAUGGAACUGUAUUCAUUAUAUUACAUCUUCAGAAUCUUGAGAAUUCGCGGAUUUUCUUCAAUUUUCAUAUCGGUCUGUUACAGUGCUAUCUUUAAUAUAACGUGCGGUUUGGCAAUGGGAUCGCUUGGCUAUCUGGCAUGCUGCUGGUUUGUCAAUCGUGUCUACAUUGUCAAGUAUGAGAAAAAAUGA
This is a messenger RNA of Zygotorulaspora mrakii, 2079 nucleotides long. It is a transcript of the gene TMN3, whose product is annotated as Tmn3p. Gene Ontology annotation, biological process: vacuolar transport; protein localization to membrane. The transcript has a single exon. The coding region runs from base 1 to 2079 and encodes 692 amino acids. The record is from RefSeq and is a predicted model, not a curated record. Gene Ontology annotation, cellular component: membrane; Golgi apparatus. Lineage: Eukaryota; Fungi; Ascomycota; Saccharomycetes; Saccharomycetales; Saccharomycetaceae.